AUGCCCAAGCGAAAACUCUCCGAGUACACCGACGCCCCGGCGCAAAACACAAACCUAAAACUCCAAAAGACCCGCCUAAAGCAGAAAUUCGACUACGGCGUCACGACGCUCGCGGGCGCACUCAAGACCGCGCGCGGAUUCGAGAGACAGAAGCUCGGACGCAGGCAGAAGACAGCGAAGAAUGGACCGCAGGAUGAAGAUCAGACGAAAGCGAAGGGUAAAGGAAAGGGAAAGGGAAAACCGAAGGGGAAUAGCAAGGUCAAGGUCAAGCCCGGCAAGGAACUUUUUGGGGAGGAGGCGUUGAAGAGGAUUGAGGCGGAGAUUGCGGUUUUGAAGACACUCGAUUUACACGCUACAGCGGAGAAAUACCUAUUCAAGCAGCUCAACAAGUCGAAACGCAUCGCGGAUGCGCCUGUAUUUAUCCGCUUCCGACAAUCAAAGAAGAUCUCGACGGAGGGUCCCAAGAGUACCGAGGAAGCGAAUGUCACAGCGCGGUUGUUCAAGUCGACCCCCGUGCAGAAGGUUUUGCCUGGGAUUCUGGAUGGGCUGCGCGAGUUGAUUGGGAUUGAUGCGGGCGAAGGGAAGAAGGACGGUGCGCCAGUGGAUGGGAAGCGUGGGGAGGCUUCUAUGGGUAUUGAGCGAAGGGCAGAUUCCGGCGUAUCUGAAGAGUCCGACGACGAAGCACGGGUUGCACGGGAUGUGGAUAUGGAGGACGCAGAGAGCGACGAGGAAGACUACGCGCACUUCAACGCACGACUAGCAUCAGAUUCAGAAGGCGACGACGACGAUGCCGAUUCAGACGAUGAAGCAGCUAUCCCAAAACUGAAACCCCUCCCUCCCCGCUCUGACAUGUCGAUAUCCCUCUCCCCCUCCGCCUCUCCCGAACCAGAAUUGGAAUCCCCGCCGUCAAAGAAACAAAAAGCCGCAGCGAAUGCCUCCAAAACACCCACAACAAGCACAACCUUCCUCCCAUCCCUAAUGAUGGGCGGCUACUGGUCCGGCUCCGAGUCCGAACCCGAGGAAGUUGAAGAAGCGCCACGGCGCAAGAACCGCAUGGGUCAACAGGCGCGCCGAGCUCUAUGGGAGAAGAAGUACGGCGCCGGCGCGAACCACGUCAAGGAGGGUAAGAAGAAGAGUAAUGGCCGGGAUAGCGGGUGGGAUCCGCGGAAAGGUGCAACAGAUGGGGAUAGCGCGAGGCGAAAGUUUGGUACGGGCUCAAAUACGAUGGCGUUGGGUACAGAUAAGAGGACAGGAUCCCAGCGCGGUCCUGCGGCGGGCAAGAAGCCUCAGGAUGACAAGCCGCUGCAUCCUUCCUGGGAAGCUGCUAGGAAGGCGAAGGAGCAGAAGACUAUGGCUGCUUUCCAGGGUAAGAAGGUUGUGUUUGAUUGA
Molecule: messenger RNA, 1389 nt
Organism: Aspergillus calidoustus
Lineage: Eukaryota; Fungi; Ascomycota; Eurotiomycetes; Eurotiales; Aspergillaceae
Source: the annotation of a GenBank genome assembly